Molecule: messenger RNA, 1353 nt
Organism: Linderina pennispora
Lineage: Eukaryota; Fungi; Kickxellomycota; Kickxellomycetes; Kickxellales; Kickxellaceae
Product: FAD dependent oxidoreductase
Exons: 3
Coding region: 81-1067 (328 amino acids)
Molecular function (GO): D-amino-acid oxidase activity; FAD binding
Source: RefSeq, a predicted model, not a curated record
GAAGCAUCCCUGUUUUCUCCUUGUUUUCUUUUCACACCCCUGCUCAGCACAUAGCCUGCUAUUAACGCCAUUCCCCAAACAUGGCCAGCCCAACACCGUCUCACAGGAUUGCCGUCGUGGUGGUCGGCAGUGGCGUCAUCGGACUGACGACUGCGCUCAGCUUGCAGCGAACUAACCGCUACUCUGUGACAGUAGUGGCCGACGACGUUGUUGCCGACUUGCAUGGCCCGCACAACAUUUCCCAAGACUGGGCAUCCCCUUUUGCCGGCGCCAACUGGCGCAGCUUUGCAACCAUUGAGCAGACCGAAGCACGUGCUGCAGAGGAAGAAGCCUACUUCAAAUUCCGCGACAUUGCUCGUACGACCCCCGAGGCCGGCGUCAAGAUUGUUGAUAUGGUUGAUUUCGGCGACGCCCCUGGCGAGUGCGAGAUGCUACAUCGCAACUAUGUCGCCAACCUGCAGCCAAUUGAUAAGGCAGAGUGGCCGGCGGGUGCCUCCAUGGGCUACAAGUACGACUCGCUGAUUAUUAAUGUGCUGCAGUACCUGCCUUGGCUCACUGAGCAGUUUACUGCCCAGGGCGGCCAGGUCAAGAAGGCGCGGCUGGAUCAUAUCCUGGAUGCCACGCAUUACGCCGACAAUUGCAAGGUGGUAGUCAACUGCACUGCCAUGGGUAGCCGGACCCUGGGCGGCGUCCUUGACAAGGAAAUGUACCCGACGCGUGGCCAGACCCUGCUCGUUAAUGCUCCCAGUCAGACAAAAUGUACAUAUGUAAUCCCUCGCGGCGACGGCACAGUGAUCUUGGGCUAUGAGGGUAGAUACUCCCGUGAUGCUUCGGAUGCCGAUGUGGAGGCCCUGCGCAACAAGCUGAUCCGAGUCAACGUCGCCUUCAGGCCUUCUCGGCGGUCUGGACCACGGCUUGAGGUUGAGAACAAGGGCGAUGUGGUCGUUCUCCACAACUAUGGCCAGUCGAGCUUCGGCUACCAGUCCAGCUGGGGAUACGCGUUUUCAGCUGUCCGCAAACUUGAUGCGGCUCUCCUGAACCGCCAGCUUCCCUCUGCCAAGCUGUAGCGACACGAGGACCAUUAAUAUACGUGAAAUUGUUUCUACUAUACAGCGUAAAAGUGUGAAGGGUACAUGGGAGGGGCGUUAUGCCUGGCGAAGAGUGCCUGCGGUUUUGGCCUUGGGUGGCCUUUGCGGCAGCCCCAGCGAUGUGCGGGUAUCAGAGUUGCACAGUGGGCAUCGAGAUGACUUGCUCAGCAGCCACCUGUCAAUGCACUCGCAAUGAAAGACAUGGCCGCAGACCAGCGCCCGGACCGUCGACUCGGCAUCAAACCCAUCGAUGCAGACCGCGCAC